Messenger RNA from Aphanomyces invadans, 330 nucleotides. RefSeq lists its product as hypothetical. The coding region runs from base 1 to 330 and encodes 109 amino acids. The transcript has a single exon. NCBI's taxonomy places the organism in Eukaryota, Oomycota, Saprolegniomycetes, Saprolegniales, Verrucalvaceae. The record is from RefSeq and is a predicted model, not a curated record.
AUGAGCGAGCAGGACGAAGCCAUAAGGCGCAAGAAGACGGCGUUUCGAUUCUCUGUGGUAGCAGACAUUGACCUCCUCAAGGAGGUUGUGAUUAUUGCCCCUUUCGAGGCAGCCAGCGGUCAAACUGGCGCUCGAUGGGAAGAGUUUUGCGAGCACAAGCGAGUGAGCCACGGCGACACCUUGACCACAGCCAGCUGCAGAAAACGAGUCGACGAUUUGCUUUCAGCGUUCAAGAAAGCCACUCUAAAGGCUUUGCGUGCAUCGGGAACGGAAGAGGAGUACCAAGAGCGGGACCAACUGCUACAAGAUAUCUCGGAUAUGGUACUCUAG